Messenger RNA from Jatropha curcas, 1700 nucleotides. RefSeq lists its product as uncharacterized. Gene Ontology annotation, molecular function: zinc ion binding. Lineage: Eukaryota; Viridiplantae; Streptophyta; Magnoliopsida; Malpighiales; Euphorbiaceae. The record is from RefSeq and is a predicted model, not a curated record. Gene Ontology annotation, cellular component: nucleus.
AAAAAAAAAAAAAAAAAAAAAAAGGAAAACCUUGUAGCCGAGAAAUAGCAGAAGCACCAAAACUGCCGGAAACAAUGGAAAGCAGCAGCAAUAAGGAGCAAAUAAUGGAUGUAAGAACAGUAGUAGAAGCUAUUUCUACUGACGACGAUUUUGACGCUCCUCUUUACCAGGUCGAAAGCCUUUGUAUGCGCUGCGGCGAAAAUGGAAUAACAAGGCUUUUAUUGACAUUAAUCCCUCACUUUAGAAAGAUCUUGUUAUCAGCUUUUGAGUGUCCGCAUUGUGGUGAGAGGAAUAAUGAAGUCCAGUUUGCUGGUGAAAUCCAGCCUCGGGGAUGUUGUUAUCGUUUGGAAGUCCAAUCAGGCGAUCCUAAGGUGCUAAAUCGACAGGUUGUAAAAGCUGAGUCUGCCACCAUAAAGAUUCCUGAAUUGGAGUUUGAGAUUCCUCCUGAGGCACAACGCGGCAGUUUAUCAACUGUUGAAGGUAUCUUGACACGAGCUGCAGAUGAAUUGCAAGCACUUCAAGAAGAGCGGAAGAAAGUUGAUCCUCAGACAGCUGAAGCAAUAGACCAGUUUUUGUUGAAAUUGAGAGCUUGUGCAACAGGGGAUUCAUCUUUCACUUUCAUCCUUGAUGAUCCUGCUGGAAACAGCUUCAUUGAGAACCCGUUUGCUCCAUCUCCUGAUCCAUGUUUGACUAUUAAGUUCUAUGAUCGAACUCCUGAGCAACAGGCAUCAUUAGGCUAUUUAGUUGACCAAUCACAGUUGGGAGAAUCUGGUGAUAGACCAACAUCAGAAGUGACAGGCACUGCGUCUGAUCAAACAGGACGAGAAUCUCAUGGGUCUGUUGGAGCAGUGGCUGGUCAACGGGCCAUUGCUCAGAGUAAUAGUGCAGAAAUUGCUGAUGCUUUGUGUCGCUACUCUGCACCAGAAGAGGUGAUGACUUUCCCAUCGAGUUGUGGGGCUUGUUCCAGCAGGGGUGAGACUCGAAUGUUUGUUACCAAGAUUCCAUACUUCCAAGAAGUAAUCGUCAUGGCAUCUACUUGUGAUGCCUGUGGUUACCGCAAUUCUGAGUUGAAACCUGGUGGGGCAAUUCCUGAAAAAGGAAAGAGAAUCACCCUUCAUGUGAAGAACAUUAAUGACCUAAGCCGUGAUGUAAUAAAGUCAGAUACUGCAAGUGUGAAAAUUCCAGAGCUUGAGUUGGAAUUGGCCAGUGGCACAUUGGGGGGAGUUGUUACAACUGUCGAAGGUUUAAUUACAAAGAUAAGUGAAAGCCUUGAGAGAGUACAUGGAUUUACCUUUGGAGAUAGUCUUGAUGAAUAUAAAAGAAGCAAGUGGCAAGACUUUAGAGCAAGGCUGAACAAGCUUUUGAGUUUGGAAGAGCCAUGGACUUUAAUUCUUGAUGAUGGAUUAGCGAAUUCUUUCAUUGCACCAGCAACUGAUGAUAUCAAAGAUGACCAUCAGUUACAAUUUGAGGAAUACAAGAGGUCUUGGGAACAGAACGAGGAGUUGGGACUGAAUGAUAUUGACACUUCUUCAGCUGACGCUGCUUAUAACUCGACAGACGUCUUAAACCAGAGAACAGAAGAGUAAAUUAUUUUGUUACAUUAAUAUGUUUAACUGUCAAACAAAAAAACCAAAGGUAUUUUUAUUUUUGUAUUAGCUAAUGCUAUCUAUUAAUUGAGUUUCCAUAUGCCUUUUUUUUUU